UUCCUUUCAUCUGUAUUGCAUGACGUAUACUCUCGCGCUGUUCGAGCAUCACAAGUACAGAGGACAUAUUUGCCAUGGCGGAUACUGAGCAAAAGACGCCUGUUGAGGGCACACCGGUCGAGGAUGUAGAGAUGGAAGGCGCAGCUGAUGCUAGCGCUGGCGCAGACGAGGGUGCUGGGGAAGAGACGGCUUUGGCUGAUAUUGAACCUGAAGCGCCUAAGCUGAUGUUAUUCUCAGACCUGAUUAAGAGUCCAAUCGUAGAAGUCGUUGCUGGAUCAGGAGAGACCCGCGCCACAUACUCAGCACACGAAGCUGUUCUUCUCAAAUCGGCCGAGUUUGGCAAACAGAUUGAAAAGUUUGCGCCAGGAGGGCCGCGCCAAAUUGUCUAUUCAGACUGCGACAUAGACGCCAUGGGCUCGGUAAUCGAGUACCUGUACACAGGCGAAUACUUCCCCAAGAAGACGUCGUCCGCGCGCGACGCACCGCUCGAAAAGGACCCGCGGCAACCAGAAAUCGACCACGAGGGCGUCGGCCUCCUCGUGCACGCCCGCAUCUACACCCUCGCCGAGCGGCUGCAACUCGCCGAGCUCAAAUCGCUCGCACACUCCAAAAUCCACCGCACGGCCUCGACGGCCAAAGGCGAACUUGCAUACGCGCGCUACGUCUACAAAGAAUCGGACCCGGAAGACGUAACCAUCCGCAAGCCCGUGGCCGCGUUUUGGGCUACCCGCAGCUACAGCCUGCGCCACGACGCAGAGCCAGAGUUCAAGGCAAUGUGUCUCGAGUUCCCCCAGUUCUCGUACGAUGUGCUGCAGCUGGUGCUUGAUCAGCGGGAGAAGAAGAAGGGCGGGGAUGACACGCCUGCGAGGAGUAGUGGGCCGAGCGUUAUACCGGGUAGCACGAGGAAGAGGCCGAGGGUUAGUCAGGUGUAA
Messenger RNA from Bipolaris maydis ATCC 48331, 932 nucleotides. RefSeq lists its product as uncharacterized. Lineage: Eukaryota; Fungi; Ascomycota; Dothideomycetes; Pleosporales; Pleosporaceae. The record is from RefSeq and is a predicted model, not a curated record.